AUGCGAGUAUUCCAAAAAGUCUACGAUCAAGUUCCUGAGGACGCUUCAUUGAGUAAAGUCAUUUGCAACGACCUUAUACAUUUGCUUGGUCGAUCGGGCUACAUUGUCCCCGAACUCUGGAAGCUAGCCGUUGGAGGUACCAUACCCUGGAAGUUGCUCUUUAAUGCGUUCAAGGGUGCGGUUACUUUGAUCCCUACAGAUGUGGUUGAGGCCAUCUUCUGUCCAAAGACGGCAGAUUUCGAAUUCUCCAACAGUUUAUGGGAAUAUUGGACACAGGAAUGGACACUUGACAUGUUCAUCAAAGCCGAGGAGGAUGUGUGGGACGAGAAGAAAGCUAUAUGUCCUUCAGAAACGUCCCCACAGGGAUUGGACUGA
Mollisia scopiformis is the source of this 375-nucleotide messenger RNA. RefSeq lists its product as uncharacterized. The transcript has a single exon. The coding region runs from base 1 to 375 and encodes 124 amino acids. The record is from RefSeq and is a predicted model, not a curated record. Lineage: Eukaryota; Fungi; Ascomycota; Leotiomycetes; Helotiales; Mollisiaceae.